UGGAAAAUGACGAUCAUAGACAUGGCAAUUGCGUCACUUUACCAUCUAGUUCGAAAAAUGACAUAUUCAAUAGUUCAUUAAUGAUGACAGAUUAUCUCAAAAAAGAAAAUAUUGAAGCCUCAUCUAUCGGUUCUUCAUCUGGGAAUGCUCCGAAAAUGUCGGAACAAGAGUCGUCUGCAUUGUCUUAUAAGCCAUCAAAAUUUGCGUUAAUGUAUCAAGACAAAAUACCCCCGUGCAAGCAUAAGCUCGCAUUAUCAAAGGAUCAAAAGACGAGUAGAAAAUUAGAUGAGCAAUCAAAUAUGUCAAUGGCCUCUACAGAGGAUCAUAGUCGGAAAGAGUUUGGGAAUCAGCCUGUGAAAAGAGAACAUAAAGAAUUAACCAACUUGAUAUGUACCAAUGAUCAGUAUGAGCCUAUGUUAUCAUCUGAUACUUCAGUACCAGUGAGGGACGACCAUAAUUGGUGUGGGCGAUUGUAUAAGAAAAUUACCUCUGCAAAAAACGAUUAUAACGAGAAAUUUAUUGGUGAGAUAACUCUUAAUAUGAUGAUUUUAUUUAAAAGGGACCCACAAUUCCACCAAGAAAUACGACGAACAGAUAAACUUGUGAUUGAACGUGUUCAAUCACUGAAACUACUUGUUAAAGUAAUCGAGCAUGAUGCGGCGGCGGAGGGUAAAAAAAAAGAUUCAAGUGAACCAUUUUACGCUAUCUACCUAGUGUCGGAAUAUGAUGGAAAAAAAUCCGACCUUCACCUUGAAUCAAAAGAGCUUAGAAAAAAAGAUGAGAUGGCGGUAAUUUCGUUAAAUUCAUGGGUUCUAUUUUUGAUACCUCCCUAUUCUUCUUUGUGCACCCAACUUCGAAUUGAGCGUCCUACAGAACCUUUUAUCAUGUUACGCUAUAAAAAAGACAAAUUUCCUAUGAAUUAUUUAAUGCAAUGGUCUUCUGAAACUUUGUCAGACCUAGAAGAAUCAAAAUUUAUUUUAGUUGAAAAAAAUAAAAGUGACCAAAUAUUCGAUUUUAUGAUAUCUAUCGGCGCAAGGGAAACGACAAUUCUUGAUCCGCAUAUUGAUUGUAUACUGAUUUAUCAAAGAAACUUCAGAAAACCCCCUUCUCCUGGACUUAAUUAUAUGGAUGUGAGGUAUAAGCGAGGGGUUAAGUUCUAUCUAAUUGAAGAACCUGGAUUAAUUCCAAGUGAAAUUUUAGUUUCAGGUGGUAUUAUUGUAAUAACAGAAAGAGCUCUUUUGAAAUAUGAUCAGAUUUUAGGAAACAUGCAACAAUUUCUUAACCAUGUAUAG
Dentiscutata heterogama is the source of this 1292-nucleotide messenger RNA. The record is from the annotation of a GenBank genome assembly. NCBI's taxonomy places the organism in Eukaryota, Fungi, Glomeromycota, Glomeromycetes, Diversisporales, Gigasporaceae.